GUACUGCUAUUAAGCACUCUCCCCUUCUCUCCCGUUUAUUUUCAGUGUCCUUUUUUUUCUCUCUUUUACAUCUACCGUCGCGCCUCCAUCCUUCCAAAAUUUUCAUUGCCUGUCCCUUUCAAUCUCUCUCAUCAUUUCCUCUCUCUGGCACCAACUUGCGCCGAAGACAGUUACUCUCUCGUUCUCUAGUUGCAUCAGCAGCAAAAAGCACAGGCUCGUAACAUGUCGCCGGGGGCGUCGUUCCAAAUGUUGAGAAGAUCAGUCUCCUCCUCCUCCUAUGAGCUUAUUGCUUUCUUCUUCUUUACUCUUUUUUGCUUGGCUUCGUUUUCACUCGCUCAGCAACAACAACUCAUUGAGUCGGAUCGCUUAGACGACGACUCGAACGCCACCGUCUCUAAUGCCUCCUCUAUAACUAAACCGAAGGACGGCACCUUUGCCGCCAUCAUCGAUCGAGCUCUGGAGAAGGAGUUCACCGAGAACGAACAAAACGAGGUAAAUGAUGAUGCCGGAAGUUUCAACAACAGUGUAGCAGAACAGCAGGCUGUUUUGGAAACUGUAGCCAGGGUUAAGACGAAGAAAAAUGAUACAAAAGAGGAAAAAUCAUUUCAACUUCAUGAUGUUUUCAAUCUAGAGAAUGAUAACAGAGCAGAAGAUACACCUAUGUUGAUCGAUCGAAAGGACAAUGUCUUCAUUAUAUCUAAUUUUAAAUCAAAAUUUCCAGUCUUACAGCUUGACUUAAGACUGAUAUCAGAUUUGGUAGUUGUCAUCGUGUCUGCAACUUGCGGUGGCAUUGCAUUUGCUUGUGCUGGACAACCGGUGAUUACUGGAUAUUUGUUGGCAGGAUCACUCAUUGGACCUGGGGGUUUUAGCUUUGUCAGUGAAAUGGUGCAAGUUGAAACAGUAGCUCAAUUUGGUGUGAUUUUUCUUCUUUUUGCAUUGGGCCUAGAGUUCUCCAUUGCAAAGCUUCGAGUUGUACGAGCAGUUGCUGUCCUAGGAGGGCUACUCCAGAUAAUUCUAUUUAUGUGCCUCUGUGGAAUUUCAGCUUCAUUAUGUGGUGGUAGACUUUCAGAGGGUGUAUUUGUUGGUGUAUUCCUUUCAAUGUCUUCAACCGCUGUGGUGCUUAAAUUUUUGAUGGAGAAGAAUUCUACCAAUAUGCUUCAUGGCCAAGUCACCAUUGGCACACUUAUUCUGCAGGAUUGUGCUGUGGGAUUGCUAUUUGCGUUGCUUCCAGUUCUUGGUGGAACUUCUGGUGUUUUUCAAGGAGUAAUAUCGAUGACUAAACUGUUGGUCAUGUUGCUUGCAUUUUUGGCUGUUUUGUCAAUAUUGUCCCGUACCUGCCUUCCUUGGUUGCUUAAACUGAUGAUAAGCCUUUCAUCACAGACCAAUGAACUUUAUCAACUGGCAUCCGUGGCAUUCUGCUUACUUGUUGCCUGGUGUAGUGACAAGCUGGGGCUCAGCUUAGAAUUGGGUUCAUUUGCUGCUGGAGUGAUGAUAUCAACAACCGAUCUGGCCCAACAUACACUUGAACAAAUUGAACCCAUUCGCAAUUUUUUCGCUGCUCUCUUCCUUGCCAGUAUUGGGAUGCUGAUCCAUGUUCAUUUUCUCUGGAACCACGUUGAUAUCUUACUUGCAUCUGUUAUAUUGGUUAUCACCAUAAAAACAAUAAUAAUUGCCUUGGUUGUCAAGGGUUUUGGCUACAACAACAAGACUUCAUUGCUUGUUGGAAUGUCUCUGGCACAGAUAGGAGAAUUUGCAUUUGUUCUUCUCAGCCGUGCUUCUAAUCUCCAUCUCGUCGAGGGGAAACUGUACCUGCUACUUCUUGGGACAACAGCACUUAGCCUGGUGACAACUCCUCUGCUGUUCAAGCUAAUACCUGCCAUACUGCAUCUUGGGGUGCUCUUACGAUGGUUCUCCCCGGAGAGAGAAAGUUCCAUUGAGGUUGGAAUUAAAGCAGAUAGCCUCCGUUCUGACAGUGGAAAGCAUCGCAUUAUUUUGAUGGCCCAAGAAUCUCAUGAUUCGUAAUUAUACCAUGUAAACUAACAGGGAAGAAAAAUCUCUAUUACCUGACAGGCAUUUUUCAACCUUGUCAGCUUUUGCCACAGCGCAGAUGAAAACUACUGAAUGAUCUCUUGAACAGAGCUCGUCCAGAAUUGUUUCUGAUUAUUUUUGGCCUACUACAUAGAUCGACAACUUGAUUUGAGCCGCCUCAAAAAGCAACGGGGAUGAGGUAACCUAACCACUGAAAAGAACUAACAGAUGAAGCAAUAUGCCUUGUAAUAAUUCUUCACAGCCAUUUGAAUUGUUUGUUUUUAAUGUAAUCAUAGUUGCGGGUGUUUAAUUAGACAUUUAUUGUAAUUGAUAUUUCUCAUACUAUUUUUUUUUUUAUUUUUUGAAUCUACGUUUUGGGAUUUUAAAUGUAUCAUACAAUAUAGUUGGAUGUAAGUUUCUCACAUUGAGCACAAAGCCAUCUGGAACUCUAGCUCUGUAUCAACUGAUUAUUUAUUCCCCAAUGAAAAGUCCAAUGUUAUUUUGGUUGUAACACGAA
Molecule: messenger RNA, 2545 nt
Organism: Theobroma cacao (cacao)
Lineage: Eukaryota; Viridiplantae; Streptophyta; Magnoliopsida; Malvales; Malvaceae
Gene: KEA6
Product: K+ efflux antiporter 6
Biological process (GO): potassium ion transmembrane transport; proton transmembrane transport
Cellular component (GO): membrane
Molecular function (GO): potassium:proton antiporter activity
Source: RefSeq, a predicted model, not a curated record